CAAACUCUUCAGCUCUCUUCUCAUCGUUCUUUCCAAAGAUUCUCAGGUUCUCUUCGAUCUCAUGGCAUUAUUUCUCAUUCUGUCUCUGUUUUCUGUAAAAUUCGUAUUCUGAAAUCGGUGCUGGUUGUAUUUGCUGAGAUUUCAUGUGGUUGGACCAUAGCAUUUGACAUGGCAAGCUAUUCAGGAAGAGGUGUUCCAUCAAAUGGUUCUGUCUAUGUUUGUAACUUGCCUAAUGGAACUGAUGAAAAUAUGCUGGCUGAGUUUUUUGGCACCAUAGGGCUGCUAAAGAAAGACAAAAGAACUGGUCGACCAAAGAUAUGGUUUUAUCGAGACAAAGUUACAAAUGAGCCAAAAGGAGAUGCAACAGUUACAUAUGAGGAUCCACAUGCAGCAGUGGCUGCUGUUGAGUGGUUCAACAACAAGGAGUUCCAUGGUAGUACAAUUGGAGUUUUUAUAGCAGAGUCAAAGACCAAAGAUGAUCACACAUAUAACUCAGGGAAUAAUGGGGGAGAUCCAAGUGGUGACUAUGCUGUACAGGAGGAAGAUGCUAUGGAUUCGAAUGAGAGUGGAGGAAGAGGUAGAGGUCGGGGUGAUGUUUCAGGGAAAGCAUGGCAACAAGACGGAGACUGGUUGUGUCCGAAUACAAGUUGUUCCAAUGUAAACUUUGCAUUUCGUGGUGUGUGUAACCGUUGUGGAAGUGCUCGACCUGCUGGUUCCUCUGGCAGUGGUGCUGGUGCUGGUGGUCGAGGUAGAGGCCGUGGUGGAAAUGACUCUGGGGGCCGUGGUCGCUCUGCUGGCAGUGUUGGUGCUACUACUGGACUUUUCGGUCCGAAUGAUUGGCCAUGUCCAAUGUGUGCCAAUAUCAACUGGGCAAAGCGCACAAAAUGCAACAUAUGUAACACUAAUAAACCUGGUCACAAUGAGGGUGGGGUGAGGGGAGGACGGGCUGGAGGUUACAAAGAACUUGAUGAAGAAGAAAUAGAGGAAACUAGACGACGGAGGCGGGAAGCUGAAGAAGAUGAUGGGGAGUUGUAUGAUGAAUUUGGCAAUCUCAAGAAGAAAUUCCGUGCCAAAGCACAACAAGCUGAAGCACGACAUGUACUUCCAGGUGCUGGACGUGCAGGGUGGGAAGUUGAGGAACUAGAUGCGACUGAUAAAGAUGGUAGAGACAAAAGUAAAGACAGGGGAAGAGACCGUGAUGAUAGGGAGAGCAGCAGGAGUCGGGACCGGGAUGGUUACACCCGUGAAAGGGAUAGGCGCGGGAGUCAUAGCAGAGAGAGGGAGAAAGACCGUGAGAAAGAAAGGGGUAAAGACAGAAAUAGAGAUAGAGAUAGAGAUUAUGAUCAUAGCCGAGGAAGAGAAUAUGGACGAGAUCGGGACAGGGAUCACUACCGAGAUUAGUAGCUUAGGAGAAUUUUGCCUCCAUCUUGGAUUUUUUUUAUCCUAUAUCUUUAAGCUUCUUCAAGUAAGAAAAACUACGUUGGUCAGGAGGGUGGCAUGAAUUUCAACUAUGUUAGAUUGGAUCUAUUUGAGAUGUCUGACUUUGACAGACCCAUGAAGUGGGAACUCGUGAGGUUCCUUCGACCAGUG
This is a messenger RNA of Telopea speciosissima, 1590 nucleotides long. RefSeq names its product transcription initiation factor TFIID subunit 15-like. Gene Ontology annotation, molecular function: RNA binding. Bases 169 to 1401 code for a protein of 410 amino acids. Lineage: Eukaryota; Viridiplantae; Streptophyta; Magnoliopsida; Proteales; Proteaceae. The transcript is spliced from 9 exons. The record is from RefSeq and is a predicted model, not a curated record.